AUGGCUCCUGACUUUGAACAUACUUUACACGAAGUGGCCCGCGAUCUCCUCUUUGUUGCUACACCGCUCCAGGAAGGCAUGCUUAGCGCGUCACUCGCUCUUGCCGAUCAAGCUUACACAUACACGCACAGCAAGCAAAUAUCGGCGUCUGCGUGUCAACUGGACGCGCCGGCGUUUUCACGAUUUUUCGAUGCUGUGCGAGACACGGUGCUCUCUUGUGAGAUUCUCCGUACCCGUUUCAUAUUGACAGACAACCAAAAUGCGCCUUGGGUCGGCAUCGUCUCACCGACGCAAGUGAGUGAUCUUGUGGACUGGCAAGUCUCAGCUUCCGGUAUCAUCCGACUGCGCAUCCAUCACGCACUCUACGAUGCCAACUCCAUCCGCGCUCUAUGGCAUCUCCUUGAUGAGAAUUAUGCACGCCACCUAUCGGACACCAUCGCAAAGGUAGAGAAACAGCGGCUGUUCCUCUACCGCCCCUUUGCAAAGCAAGUCUACGUGGCCCAACGGACCGCAGUUGCAUUUUGGGUAAACACUAUUCAGGAUUACGACUAUGUUCCGGUGGUUGUGUCCAGUGAUGGCGUGACUUUUACACAACAGCAGCAUGCAUCGUCGUCCUUUCAUUUUACUGUGGGCACUGACAUUCUAUCUGCCCUCCAAACGACCUGCCGCAAAGCCAACGUAGCUCUCAAGACAGCACUACAGCUUUCAUGGGCCAAGGUUCUCUGUGAGCGACUCUACAGCCAAGUCGAUAUGGUCUUUGGGGAGGUGAUCACGACAACCAGCGACAAUGCAACCAUCACCGGAGAUGAGGCUGCAGUCAUGGGUCCAACUAUCAACACUAUUCCCAUGCGUCUUCGGCUUGGCCCCAACGUGAAUAUCGCAGACGCGCUAUCACAGUUGCAACACCUUGGCGACCAGGCUCGUGGACCGAAUGGCAUGGCGUCUCUACGUGAAGUGCAGACAGCUUGGCGAUCGUCGAGAUCUGAUGGGAUCAAUACGUCUGCCGGUCUGUUCCAGAGUUUAUUUGUGUUUGAUGGCGAUGUCUCCGUGGACACAUCAUCCGACGAACAACAUAUUCUACCUGUUGCCACCGAUGCGCAGACUGUCCCUAGUAAUACUGAGAAGGAGCCAAUGUACGACGACUAUCCCUUCAUUUCUAGCUUCCGAAUUCAUGACGGCGUUCUCCAUGGUGCGUUGCGUACUAAGGAUGGCGAAGAUGCCACGCACUGCCUUGGCAGCCAGUUAGCAGCAGCACUUCACUACUUAGCAUCAGCCAGCAUACAUUCCGUGGCCCUGGAUCCUGCUGUCUCUGCGAGCUUCCCGACCAUGGUGAAUGGACAUGGAUGCAGUGGGAGCCAUAGACUUGGUUCGGACGUGAACGUGGACAUGACAGGGUCAACUGAUCUUGCAGAGUCGAUUUUGCAGCUAGCAAUAAAGGUUGUCGGCUCACGCAUCCGCGGCAAGGUUGGAUAUGCCACCAAGCUCAUCAAUGUCGGACUGGAUUCGAUCUCGGCCAUCCGCUUCUCAAAUUUGCUCAAGAAAAACUUUGGCGUUCACGUCAGCGUAUUUGAUAUCAUGAAAGGCUCCAGUAUCGAGAGUAUCGUCCGAAAGCACUCGGCUAUCGAAAAUCACACCGACGAUGAAGGCCAGCAGCUUCCGUCACCACUGCCAGAGAAACAAGUAAUCAAAGACGAGGCGCUCGCAAAGUCAUUGGCUGCGGAAAUCCUUGGCCUUCAGUCUGUCGAUCAAAUCCAGUCUGUGCUUCCUGUUCUUGCCGGCCAAAAGCACACACUCCAGCACUGGUUGCACAGUGGCAAGCGGUUUUUCGAGGCGCCUUGGGUGUACCGCGUCUCUGAUGGCACAUCCAUCAGCGUGGAAAAAGCUGCGAAUGCUUGGACGUCACUUUGCUGCGCGCAUGAUAUUUUGCGAACCACUAUUGUUGCCCCUCAGAACAACAUUGUCCCUGGUCUGGUCCAGGUGACGUUCAACACAGCCAUGUCUCCAGCAGCUCGCUUCACCACUCUGCGCGACGACAAGGCCACAAUUAAGAGUCUAGUUGACACGCCAUAG
This is a messenger RNA of Sporothrix brasiliensis 5110, 2070 nucleotides long. RefSeq lists its product as uncharacterized. The transcript is spliced from 2 exons. NCBI's taxonomy places the organism in Eukaryota, Fungi, Ascomycota, Sordariomycetes, Ophiostomatales, Ophiostomataceae. Gene Ontology annotation, molecular function: catalytic activity; phosphopantetheine binding. Gene Ontology annotation, cellular component: cytoplasm. Bases 1 to 2070 code for a protein of 689 amino acids. The record is from RefSeq and is a predicted model, not a curated record. Gene Ontology annotation, biological process: secondary metabolite biosynthetic process; amino acid activation for nonribosomal peptide biosynthetic process.